Molecule: messenger RNA, 1042 nt
Organism: Cyprinodon tularosa
Lineage: Eukaryota; Metazoa; Chordata; Actinopteri; Cyprinodontiformes; Cyprinodontidae
Gene: arfrp1
Product: ADP-ribosylation factor related protein 1
Exons: 8
Coding region: 178-783 (201 amino acids)
Biological process (GO): protein localization to organelle; intracellular protein transport; Golgi to plasma membrane protein transport
Cellular component (GO): Golgi apparatus
Molecular function (GO): GTP binding; GTPase activity
Source: RefSeq, a predicted model, not a curated record
UGGCGGUGAUCUGCCUUCAUGCUGUUUGCCAAGCUUCAUUUAACAUUACGAAUAGGAAGAAAGAACAACAACAAGAAGAGAAGAAGAGAAGUAGUAGUAGUCGUGUACAAAGCCUGUUUCCAACAUCCUCCAAUGAAACCCUCCUGUUAGCUGAGCGGAGCUAACAGCUGAUCCAACAUGUACACUCUGUUAUCUGGGUUCUAUAAGUACAUGUUCCAGAAGGACGAGUACUGCGUGCUGAUCCUGGGUCUGGAUAACGCUGGGAAGACGACCUUUCUGGAACAAACCAAGACCAAGUUCAGUAAAAACUACAAAGGAAUGAGUCUGUCCAAAGUCACAACGACUGUCGGUUUAAACAUUGGGACAAUUGAUGUGGGCAAAGCUCGUCUGAUGUUCUGGGAUCUGGGAGGCCAGGAGGAGCUGCAGUCUCUGUGGGACAAAUACUAUGCAGAGUCUCAUGGAGUCAUCUAUGUGAUUGAUUCAACUGAUGAGGAGCGCCUUUCAGAAUCCAAGGAGGCGUUUGAGAAAAUGAUCUGCAGCGAGGCUUUGGAAGGCGUUCCGCUCCUCAUUCUCGCCAAUAAGCAAGAUGUACCGAACUGCUUGUCGGUGCCGGACAUCAAAACAGCCUUCAGCGACUCUGCACCAAAGAUCGGCAAGAGAGACUGCCUGGUGCAGCCGUGCACGGCGCUCACAGGGGAUGGAGUGAACGAAGGCAUCCAGUGGAUGGUGAAGUGUGUGAUGAGGAACAUUCACCGGCCGCCCAGACAGAAGGACAUCACCUAAAGCUCCGCCCACUCUGGAAGUGAAGGACUCCUCCAGUUUUUCACACUUCUUUGUUGAAAGCAUUUGUUGUCGCAGUGUGACGGUGCAGGCUAUACAAACAUCCACAUGUCACGUCUUAUAUGAACACUUCAAGUUUUCACGACUUCAGGCGGGGCCCUGAUUCUUCUUUCCAUGAAUUCAUGACUUUACUGUACAAUGAAACUGGUUGAAAUCGUUGGGCUGUGGGUUUAAAUAAACGAUUAAAAGACUUAAACAGAGA